Messenger RNA from Rotaria socialis, 2004 nucleotides. The record is from the annotation of a GenBank genome assembly. Lineage: Eukaryota; Metazoa; Rotifera; Eurotatoria; Philodinida; Philodinidae.
AUGUCGAAAAUAAAUUUGAGCCCAAACUAUUGUAGUUGUACUGUGAAUCAAGCUCGAAAUCUAUUAGAUAAAACAAAAAAUGGAAUCGAUCCUUUUUGUGUUAUUUCUAAUGGAAAAGAAAAAUUUGUUACUGCUGUAUGUGAAAAAACUUCUUCACCCGAUUGGCAUGAACAAUGUGAUAUGCCCAUAGCUGAUGAUGCAAGAAUAAAAUUAACUAUAUAUCAUAAAAAUAAAAGCUCGUUAUCUAAAGGAGAUUUUAUUGGUCGUGCUUAUGUUUCUUUACGUGAUUUAAAUGAUUAUGAUCGUGUGCAUACAAAAUGGUGUAAAUUAACUGAUAAAGAUGGGAAAUCUGAUAAAGAUCGUGGAGAAAUUGAAGUUUCGUUGCAAUUUUAUUCAAAAAAUAAUACAACUGGAAGUGUAUUGGAUUUAGCAACGAAAAAAAAACAUUUGUCACUUAAAGACAUUAAACAUUCCUUAAGCGACAAAUUUAAAGUAGCAUCAAAACAUCGAAAACAUGAUCAACAAAACAGUGGAAAUCAAUUAGCUGAUCAACAUCAACGUUUGGGUGGUGACGAUGGCAGUAUAUAUAGUGCACGUCGUUUUCCCGAUGAUUCUACAUCUGAAUCAGCAUCAUUCAUGGGUUCACAUUCAUCCUUGAGCAGCCUACCAUUCAAUGAUACCAAACAACAAAAAAAAAAAUCACUCGCUCCAAGUAGUGGUUUUGGCUCAACAGUGGGUAGUGAAACACCACAUUCAUCACAUCGUUCAAUAACAUCUGAUUAUGAAACAUCAUCAAUACUUGAUUCAGCAUCAAUGUAUGGUGGUGAGGAAACGUCAAUGACAUCACCGUCUAUUCGUUCUCAAAUUCAAGAACAACAACAACAACAUCAAAUUUUCAUUGGUGAUCAUGUUUCAUCAUUCAAUUCUUCAGAUAAAAAGACAAAACAGGAACCAGUACCAUCACCUAUUUUAUCAAAAAAGAUACCAACAAAUGCUUCGAAUUCAAUAUUGUCACCACUAUCAAGAGAAUCUAAACGAAAUACUACAAUCACAAGUGAUGACAUUGAAGCAGCAUUUGAUACUAUUCAUAAUAAUAAUAAUAAUAAUAAUAAUAAUAAUAAAACAUCGAUAAAUAAGUUGAAAGAUUAUGACAUGACGUCAACAUCGAAUGCUUUUUUUGGUUUAUCAACAAUAAAGGAAAAUCUUGACAAAGAUGACAAUAUUUUCAGUACAAAUUCAUCAAAACAGUCAAAUGACGAAGAAAUCGAUUUCAAUAAUAUUAUAACUAAAAUAAAUCAAACAAAUGACAAUCAAACAUCAAAAACGCUUACCUCAGAUACUUAUCAAUCGAAAUCAAAUCAUCAUCCUAAAGAACAACAAAACUCGUUACAUUAUCGAUCUGAUGAUAUUCAAACACCAUCUGCAUCUAUUUCUAUAAAACCUAGUACUAAUUCAAGUUCUUCUAUUACUGUUUCCAAAAAAAAACAAUUUGAUGAUACGCAUGAUUCAACCGAUGAAGAUGUCGAUGAAUUAUUAGGAAAAUUUGAGCGUAUAUCAAGCAUGCGUUCUUCUGUUAGACGUAGAAUUCAACCUCGCGAUGAUAUUAUGCAACAAUCAUUUUUUGAGAAUGAAAAUAAAGGACCUUUUGGAUCCGACCAAACAUCACGAAGUACAACUUUACCAGAUAUUAUUGGGGAACCAUCAGCAAAAGAUUCAUCACCACAUAAAAUUCCAGGACCAAGAAAACUUGUACAUAACGGUCUUUGUGUGCUCGGCUAUGACAAUGUAAAAAGUAUUCCAAUUAAUCCAAAAAUGCGUCAAGAACUUGAUUAUUUGGAUCGCGAAGAACUUCUUCAUGUAAUUGCUUAUCAGACGGAAUUAUUAAGAAAACGUGAUACUCGUGUAAAAGAUCUUGAACACUAUGCUGAUGGUUUACUCGUUAAAAUUGUCGAACAGUGUCCAAAUAUACUUCAAAACGGAACUAUCAAACUCAAUAGAAAAUAA